AGGGAGAGGAAUAGCGAGAGGGAGGUGGAAAAGAAAGGGCACAGAAAGGAACGUGAGAAGACAGAUGAUUCCAACACGGAACAGGACCAUGGGGUGGCUUGGGUGACGAGACAGCGAAUGGGAGAGGGGAGGACAACCCUUUGGGAAAUACCCAGAGAAGGAAGAGCCACUACAAGGCAGACGGCCAUAGGUAAGAGGGCAGCUGCUGCUUCCUGCCUCAGAGGAGAAGAGAGGCAGAGGACUACUACGAGUAAAGGAGAGGGAGAGGGCAGGAGAUGGAUAGAGCAGGACCGAAUUGUGGGGGAGAGGGAGAGAGAGAAGACAGCUGAGGGACAGAGAGAGUUGGGAGAGGUCAGGGAGAGAGAUAGGAGGACUAGUACAGAAUGGGAAAGGGAGAGAGAAACUGAGACGCCAAGGGAGCUGGAGAGCGAGAAGGAAAGAGAGAGGCAUUUGAGAAGAUACCACCAGCAGCUUCAGCAGAUGCAGUGGCUCCAGCAGCCUCUGCCUGCCUCUCCGUCUGUCUGCCGCGGUGUGGAGGAGCUGCUGGCUGGGUACAGGGCCACUGCUGGGGCCGGGGGAGACCACCUCCCGCUCCGGGGGGAAGGGACCGCAGGGGUCACAGUGGAGGCAAAGGGGAGGGGACAGAGUCACCUCUCUAACAACACGUCUCAGAGCCACUGCCACAAUGGCGAUAAUGAUGAUGAUAAUGAAGGAGAUAAUGAUGGUAGUGGAGAGCACAUCCUCAAAUGUCUCUUCCCCGGGGUUGGAUCAGUGCUGUCUACCAUCAGCAGGCUGGAUGACAGAGGGACAGGAGGAGAAGGAGUGGAGAGAGGGAGUGGGGACGAAUGGGGGUCACCCAAGGAGGAGGAGAGGAGAGGGAGAUGGGCAUGGCCAGAGUGUAGAGUGGUCGAGUCAGAAGAGGGCGGCAGGUGGACAGGGGCUGUGUUGCAUCUUGGGGAGGAGGAACGGUUAACAUCUAGCCUCCGUGGGGCAUUUGAGAGGAGGGGGUGGGCAGGGGAACACAAGGAGAGAGGAGAAGAGGACAUGCUGCUGGGGGCUGAAUGGAGCACAGAGGAGGAAGGAGAGGUUGCCGUUAAUGACUUCACCCGCGGCUCCACAGACAGCAACAGUGACAACGACAGCUUUUACCGACACUGCAGCCACCACGCUCCGGCCGAGAGGCCCCUCUCUCCACCCCCGCCCCCAGCCAAGCUCAACGACCUGUCCCUGGAGUCCAAGCACAUCAACCAGAGCUCCAGUGGCCUGUGCCUACACUUCCAAAAUGUCCCCAUUUGUCCCUGCCAGCAGGGAGUACCACUGAGCCCCAGAAAGAGGACAGCACUACCAGGUGCUGAGCUGCUACGUCUUAUAGACCCUGCCACCCCCCUUCUGUCCUUUGUGCAGACGGGGAGGGGAGCAGCGGUUGGCACCACAAGGCUUCCCCCUGAGAGCCAAAAUAAUUCUGGAGUUGUGGCUCAAAUGCCCCCUUCUUCACCACCACACUGUGAGUCCUCGGGCGAUUCAUCUAGAUGCACCAUGGACCCCCUCUCACUUUCCUUGCUUCAAGUAGACAGGCUGGCAGCCACAGACUCCUUCCUCUGCCAGCAGGUACCACACAGCACCUACUCCCCCUCCCUCCUGCCUAGGGAAGGUAGAAAGGGAAAAGGGGUGGUGAACGGUGGCCAGUCUCUAGUACCCACUCUAGUGAUAGAUGGGAAGAGUGGUGAAGGCCACAUGGAUCAGAGGAGAUCCAAGAUGGACGCUGCUCCUCUCUGGAGAAUGGCUAUGACCAAACCAUCUGCCCCUGUGGUCUCCUUGGUGUCUGUCCAAGACCAAAGAGGAAUCCUGAAAACCCCAGCCCAGUUAGGGAGGGAGGUCCUAGGCUCCUGACUCUACCUGUCCCCCUGGCCCUUCUCCACACUUCCACUCACCACACAACCUCACUGUAUCCAAUACACACACAACCAAGUGCUCCCAAGGCCCAGUCCAGCCCAACACACAAACAUCACACCCUUUGCCUUCCACCCAUGUACCACAACAUACACAUAAGCCUCCCAUCGCGACUAAACACACAUUUCAGGAUACACCCAACUCCUCCAUCCCUAGUGUACAAAUUCUCCAACAAAUGAACAACCCCGUGCAAUUUAACAUUUUGCAGGACCAAUCUCAGUCGCCCAGUUCAAACAGUCCUCCUAACCGCCACACCCCAUGCCGUCUCAGCGGUUCAAGCAGUCCAGACGUUCCAAACGGUCUGUUAAAGCACGUUGGACCCCCAGCCACCCUCUCCUUCUCUACUCAGGAAGCCCUGGGGCAUGCCCAGUGGUGUGUUGUCCAGACCCAUUGGGAGCAGUUGAAGCAGAUAGAGUCUAUGUGUCGUAGAGAGGGGACAUUGCUGUGCCAACAGCCUGACGUGGACUUUAGGGAGUUACGUUCAUAAACUGGAGGAGAUCACGGAGCAGAAGGCUGUGUGCGUUCGGAGCCUGAGAUCUCUGCUACAGCCCUA
Oncorhynchus nerka (sockeye salmon) is the source of this 2503-nucleotide messenger RNA. RefSeq lists its product as uncharacterized. The coding region runs from base 118 to 1890 and encodes 590 amino acids. The transcript has 4 exons. The record is from RefSeq and is a predicted model, not a curated record. NCBI's taxonomy places the organism in Eukaryota, Metazoa, Chordata, Actinopteri, Salmoniformes, Salmonidae.